Molecule: messenger RNA, 3060 nt
Organism: Seminavis robusta
Lineage: Eukaryota; Bacillariophyta; Bacillariophyceae; Naviculales; Naviculaceae
Source: the annotation of a GenBank genome assembly
AAUUACCGGAGCAGCAGUCUCAAAAGAAAGUUGUAUCAAGCCAAUUGAUUUGGUUGUUGUUGGUGUCUAGCUUGGCACUUCUGGAAGUGUUGAAAGAAGCAGCUAGACUACUAGCUCUAGACCAUGUCCUCUGGCCACUAUCCGUUCCACCAUCAUCCUCUUGGAGGAGGAGGAGGCGGAGAGGAUCCUCAUCAUGCCCCACCGCAUCCUCGAGACUCUCGCCAUCCGUAUGCGUUGUAUCCUCCACCACAGCAACAGCCUCAGCAGAGAUUGGAGAAUAUCUUUCAGCAUCCAACGCGAGCUCAUCAUAUUCAGCAGCAACAGCCAGUGGCACAGCUUCACAAUGAGCACCCUAGAGGAAAGCGGCUACAACCCCGACCGCUGUAUCCUACUGGUUUGGAAGCCGAGCCAGCGGCCGUCCAGGCUCUUCAAGGAUUACAUCAGCAACAACCACCACAUCACGACAGCAUUGCCGUGGCGGCGGUGGAUCCACCAGGCGCCAAUGACGACGACCAUAAUGAUGAUGAUGACCACGAAGCAGAAGAAGACGACACCAAACAAGCUGCGGCUGCUCCGAAGAAAAAACGCAAAAAGGAUUGGCGUGAUUAUCCGCGGUACGAUUUCAACAAGUCCCAAGGGCGAAAACGAUUAAAGGCGAGUGAGGAAGCACUGCAGGAAUCCAAGGACGCCUUGGCCGCGGCCAAACAGACGUACGACCAAGCCCUGGCGGCUCAGAAAGAACGACAAGAAAACUAUCAAAAAGUCAGUCAAGAAGUCAUUGAUGAGUUGCUGGUGACAGAGGCUCCCAGACCCUGGACAAAAAUGUACUUGAGAAUCAGGGCAUUCUAUGAAAAACAUGGACAUGUCAACAUGUCCACAAGAGCAUCCACCGCCAAACGCAAAAAGGCCAAGGCCAAAAAGAAGCAGCUGCUGCAGCAACAACAAGACCAGCCGAUUUUAGUCACUGUCCCUAACAAAAAUAAAGGAGACACUCAAGAGCCACCAGGGACGGAGGAUACACCGCAAGAGUCACCAGAAGGGCAAAAUCAGGAGGAAUCAGUAGAAGACACCAGCGACAAGGAUAAAGACAAAACCAAUGAGGAGACAAACAAAGGCAGCACUGAUGCCAACAGUGACGACAACAAUCACAAGGACAAGGGUAGUCAUGACCAAACAGCUACCAAUGAAAAUGCGGUGGCGGGGGACGAAGACGAUGCUGAUGCCGAAGAAAUUGGUGCCCUCGGUCGAUGGUCGGCCUUGCAACGAACCCAUAGAAACAAGGGAAACCUGGAGGACUGGAAAAUCAAAGCUCUGGAUCGAUUGGGGUUUGCGUGGGAUGCCCGCGCCGUCACUUGGAACCAAAACUACCAGGAGCUCAAGGAAUUUCACAAGCGUCACGGACACGUUCGUGUCUUGCCCAACCUGAACUCCUCUCUCAAUCGAUGGCUACGGUUCCAACGAGACAAUUACCGGGAUUUCAAAGCCAAUGGCUUUGUUGAACGGGAUGAUGACAUGGGCAUGAACAAAAAGAGAUGUGAACUGUUGGAGGCUCUGGGGAUGGAUUGGAAGAGCCACGACGAACGUUGGAUUGUACUGUUUCACAAGUUGCAACAAUUGGCAGCUUCACAGGGACAUUUGCGGACCAUUCCGGCUGCCAAGUGGCAGCUCGUGCGCUUUGCGGAACGACAGAGACAAGCCUACAAGGCAUUCACCGAAGGUGAAGGGAGUAAUGCUAAGAGUGCUGCCGGUGAGGGAGAACUGACACCGGAACGAGUCUUACUGCUCGAAUCGAUCCAGUUUCCAUGGACGACCGAAGAGGAUGACGGCGAUGAAAAGAAGGGCAACACUGCCAAUCGCCUUUUGUUGGCAGGAACGCCAAUUACCACCACCGCCAUUGAAGCAGCCAAACUGAAGCAGCAACAGCGGCAGUUCAAGCAGCACCCGCAUCAGAAGCAACCUAUCGAUGACGGCUGGAUGUUGAAUUAUCACAAAGUGAAGGCUUUCUUCUGCAAGCACCAUCACUUCAACUAUGCCGACGAAGCGGCGUCCAAGACCUUUUUAGACCACGAAAUCAAAAAGAUGCAACAAUGGGACAAACAACAACGUCGUAAAUACAAGCAAUACAUGAAAGAAACAAAGGCUCCCAAAAAUGACGAUGCGCCCUUGACGAAGGAACGAGUCGAACUGUUGGGUGUCUUGGGGUUCUUCCAACCCAACGAAGAACGGGAAGCUGCCUAUCAAGUGGCAAUCUUGCGUCGCUUUCACGCCAUGCAUGGACAUGCCAACGUCAUGAACGACUAUCCCGACAAUACGCUUUGGCAAAAGCUGGCCGACUGGGCCCAAAAGCAACGCGUUGAAUACCGCAAGUACAUGGGCAAACCAACCCAAAGUGAAAGUGAUGGUGAUACUGGGAGUGAUGCUCCCGCUACAGCCGCCAAAUGUAAUCACCUGAAAGAGGCCGCCGUCACAACCGCGAACGGCGGCUCGGCGUCCUCUCGGAAUAUCCCUCAUGAGUCAGUGGAACCGUGCAGUCUGACAUGGGACCGUGUCUAUGAAAUGACGCAAUUGGGCUUCAACUGGGACUUGCCACCGCCGCCCAAGAAGAGUGCAAGCAAAGAGCACGGAGCUGCUGCCACUGCUGUUCCCAAGUCGAAGCGAGGGGCUGACUCUCUUACAGGGGAGCCAACUGAAGAGAAUCCACCUGUCAAGCGGAAGCGGGGUCGGCCCCGAAAGCACCCACUGAAACCAACAACGCAGCGAGAAACACCGCCACAGGCAACAGCGGAAGCAAAAGAAAGUACGUAAGCCGUCGGAUUGAUGGUGCAAGACUGGACGAGUGCAGUAACUGAAGGACGGAGAACAAGCGGUAGGAUGUGUGAGUUGGAUCUUGCUUACUGGUAGGCGACGGGAUUAGCUAGAUGAACGCAACAGACGCAACAUACUAAGUCUUGUAGUUGAAAAAAUCGUACAUAAAGUUAGCCAUGCUACCAAUGAAAUCAGGAGCAACGACUGUCUUGAGCCUGCUACCGUACGACACAACUGCUUCUCCGUAGGCCUAGU